Molecule: messenger RNA, 526 nt
Organism: Chlamydomonas reinhardtii
Lineage: Eukaryota; Viridiplantae; Chlorophyta; Chlorophyceae; Chlamydomonadales; Chlamydomonadaceae
Exons: 4
Biological process (GO): formation of translation preinitiation complex
Molecular function (GO): RNA binding
Source: RefSeq, a predicted model, not a curated record
UUUCGUCAACUGUGCAUAUUGGACGUGACAAACCUAACAAAAACAGCCUUGCUCAACCCUCUGUAACUGUUGCCCUGUGCUAACUGAAGUAGCAACUCGCAAACCUUUCUUGGAGUUCUCUAGCUAGGUGCAAUAAUGGCAGGCACAUUUAAGAAGUUCUCUAAAGAGGACGUGAGCAAUCUGUCGCAAGUGAAGUCGUCCGUGGCGCGCGGCAUCCGCGCCGCCAUCUGCGAGACGUAUCCCUACCUCGAGGAGACCGACAUCAUUGAGACGCUGAUUCCUAAGAAGGAGUCGGUGUACACCGGGAAAUGCGGCCACGUGACGCUUUGUGUGAUGAACAACACGGUGCUGUUCUUCCAGGAGCGCGACGGGCCGUGGCUGCCCACGCUGCGCAUCCUGCACCAGUACCCGGAGAUGAUGAAGCGGCUGCGCACCGACAAGGGCGCCAUCAAGUUCGUGCUGUCGGGCGCCAACAUCAUGUGCCCCGGCCUCACGCACCCGGACGCGGUCAUUCACGACGAGGUGG